CGCGGCGGGGGGAUCAGCUGGGAUGAAGAGCAGUGGGACGAGCGCGGAUCAGUCAGUGUGAAGAGAGGCGACCGGGGCGACAGCGAGGCAAACAGUCGAUGAGCUCCUAGGAGCCAACACAGUUCUCAGAUUCUCAGGGGGAUCCUGACAUUCAACAGCCGCGAUGGCUCGGGAUAUGUCAGAUAAGGAAAUCUUGAAAAUGGAGCUGGACCAGCUGAAGAAGGAAGUGAGCACAGCCAGGACACCGGUGGCUGCAAACUGUGCAGAGACGAUUGCGUUCGUCGAGGGACUGCUACCGAACGACCCGCUGAUCAAGGGCGUCUCGGACGAGAAGAACCCCUACAAGGGCGACAAGGGAGGCUGCAUAGUAACAUAGCACAGAUGCAUCCAGGGAAAAAAGAAGUCUCCCUGUUUUUUGUUUGUUCUGUUGUACAGUAGAAAGGUCGUGUGACCAGGAGACAGACGCACGCCCUCUCCCAUCACUGGAUUACCGUGUAUGUAUCUGUUGAUAUGGAAAGCGUUGACUUGUCAAUUUGUAAUUAAAAUGCAAAUAGCUGUGCAAACAAAGCUUGGACCUGA
Messenger RNA from Scophthalmus maximus (turbot), 579 nucleotides. RefSeq names its product guanine nucleotide binding protein (G protein), gamma transducing activity polypeptide 2b (gene gngt2b). The transcript is spliced from 3 exons. Gene Ontology annotation, cellular component: heterotrimeric G-protein complex. Gene Ontology annotation, biological process: G protein-coupled receptor signaling pathway. The coding region runs from base 164 to 376 and encodes 70 amino acids. Gene Ontology annotation, molecular function: G-protein beta-subunit binding. The record is from RefSeq and is a predicted model, not a curated record. NCBI's taxonomy places the organism in Eukaryota, Metazoa, Chordata, Actinopteri, Pleuronectiformes, Scophthalmidae.